AACCUGGGACAAAAACCAGUUGCUACAGUUGUGUCAAGUGAGGUGACAGUAUCCCCUAGUGGGAAACCAGAGAGGCAGUUUCAAAAGAAUGAUGCUAUCACUGCUUCUCCCAGACACAUUCCCAAACACGGUGUUCCCAAGAGCAACACACUCGGUGCUUUCGGCCGACAAGACUCGUCCAUAACGCUCAGUCCCAAGAGUUCCACUCUACCCAUGGCCGACAAAGCAGUUGAGUCUCCGUUCUCACUGCGAUACAGCUACCCAAUGGGAGACGACAAAAGUAGUUCAAACGACACGAGUGGGCCUCGAAGCGUGACUAAUAGCAGUUCGCUUAAUGAAAGUGGAGCCUACGAUCAACUCAGCUUCACAUCUACUAUGAGAGUAAAUAGUGAGAAUAGAAAUGAAAAGACGAAUGAAAACGACGAGACGAUGAAAAGCCAGCAACCGAAAAAGCAAAUACCUUCUUACGAUCAUUUUAUGGCAAACAGACCUUUGUUCCAACAGAGAACACAGCUAGACUAUGGAAGUAUGAACGCCUUAUAUGAGAACCACAACAGACUUUUGGUGUCUAGUUAUCCAAACAUUUCGACCAGCGAAUAUCCACAAUUUUUUGGUGGACACUACAUAAACGCGCGAGACUAUGGACGCAGAACACCACCACGUCACGUGAUCCAACACGAUAGGCAUUCUUCGGUUAAUAAUCCGCUGAAUGUAGACUCGAAUCGCUACAACUACUUCGAUAACCUAGCGGCCUUAGGAGAGGAGCAACGGGAGGGUGAAAGGCGAGAAAUCACAAUGGGUGGAUGUUUGCAUUGUGGCGCUCAUUCGGCAGGCGUUCAGCAGUCAACUGUAAAUAGAAAUACUUCGCUAUCGUUCAGUAGAAACAGAGAGGAACAUUCGUCGUCAAUGUCACCUCACGAGUCGCCGCUCCAUCACGCAGUGAGCUCUCCUGAGCUUAAUAUAAACGGCAACUGUCCCUGCCAGGGUCACGUGUUUUCAAACGGCCCAACUUCUCGUGGAGCUCAUGGAUACGACCAAGAACGUAACCGUCCUGGGAGUGAACAACUUCGCCGACCAAGCUGUCAACAUUGCAAUAGACAAACGGAAGCGACAUCUCCAGCUAGAGAAUAUCGAAACACGCAUCAGGAGGAUCCUAUGUUGCAACAGACGCAUUUCCACCCUCAGCCCAUGUACUCCAACUUCUACUCGAAGAAGAUGUUCAUCAGCACUCCUGAGUUGUACCACGGACACUCCGUCAGCAAUGUCGAAUCCACUGUUGCAGCAGCAGCAGCGAACAAUAAUGGAGACGAAAGAGGAGGAGGUUAUGAUCAAGGAGUCAGGAAACGACACUCGGCUGCAUUGACGUCGAAUCAGAGGUAUUUGAUGACGUAUAGAAAACAGUCGGAGCCUUUGCCACCCGUCGCUUGGCACGGGAAUGGAAGAAGUCACAGACCAAAUGCAAUGGCACCUUCUGAGCAUCAUCAACCUACGAUGGGAAAUUUGAGUAGCAAUGCAAGACCGGUGUCUCCGCAACUUGUUUCACACAAGUCGUUCGAAAACUUAGCCGAUACAGCCGAAGUUCAAUUUGCAGAAUCAGUUGAUAAAACUCCUAGGUCUAGUUUUAACCAGCAGCCAACGGAUUAUCACACGGCACCGGUACAAGUAAUUAGCAGUCAUCAGAAGCUAUCAGUUGCUGGAAACAACGCGAAUAAUUCAACCUGGAGUAUCAGUCCGCUAGCUAAGUUCAAAAGUACAGAUCAACUGGAUAGGUUCAGUGAUUAUGAUGGUGAUACGCAUCCGUACAGUGACCCCGAAAGACUGGAACUUCGUCGGAAUAACCCAGCGUUCCAGGGUGAUACGAGACGUAGCUAUAUGGAGAGAAAAUUGAUUGAGGGUUCGUUGCGACAUGAGUUCGGAGCAGUUCAGGUUAUGAAAAGCACUGCGAAGUUUUCAGUGGCCAAGAUGAGUGAAAAUUACAACAGAAAUCGGUUUUCAGAGUGCCUGCCUUAUGAUGACACGAGAGUGAAAUUGAGUCCCUGCAGGGAGUUGAACAAUCAUGUUGGAUACAUUAAUGCCUCUUGGAUCAAAACAAAAAUAGCGGGAACCACUUUCAGAUACAUCAGCACACAGAACCCAUUGGAUGGAACGUGUGUGGACUUCUGGCAGAUGGUGUGGGAGAAGCAAGCUGCCCUGAUAGUCAUGAUGUCCCCCCAAACUCCUGGACAAGACCCCCAUCCUCACCCCACGAACGGACAAUGGGAAGGGGAUAACGACACAGAACAUACAAUGGACACCCAGUCCAGCUACUGUGCCAGGUACAAGCCAUACAAGGCUGGAGAGACGGUGGAGUUCGGAUAUAUUUCAGUGAAGGCCGAGAAUGUGCAAUUGACAGAAUAUUGUAUCGCAACUACUCUGAAGCUAAACAACAGACGAGAGAUGGAGAGCAGGGUGGUGUGGCAUCUGCAGUUCCUGGAAUUACCCCUCCUCCUCCCUCCCAAACCCCCCUCUCAGUCGCCGAACAAGGCAAAGCUACAGCACCUCUCCUCUCCAGACCUCAUAUCCAAGUUCAUCCGAUUCCUCAACGAAGUCAGGUCGAUCCGGCAACACUUGCGUGAAGAGGGAAUCGACUCACUUCCUCUGGUGGUCCACUGUGCUACUGGGAGUGGAGGUAGUGGCGCAUUCAUGCUCUCCGAAAUCAUGCUCACCCUCAUAGAACAUGAAGAGGUCAUUGAUGUACAGAGGGUACUCACGUUUCUUAGAUACCAACGUCCAGCGAUGGUAGACAAUUAUUUGUACUACGAGUUCGUAUACAGAGUACUCAUCCAGUCACUCGCUCUUGUCAGACUCAUUUGAACUUCACACGGAAAUAGCGAAAACAGUGCAUUAGAUAAGAGCUUUGCCCUUCUCAAUAUUCUAUCUUUCAUGUUUCAUAAAUUGUAUCGACGAAAAAAGUGAUCCGAAAUUGUUCCAAAGAGCUAAAAGAUGAACGUUUGCCACGACUCUAGUUUGAAGGAGCGUGAAAUCCGAAGGCAGUGAUCAGAAUUGAAAACUAGACAAGAUGUUAUUGUGUAAUUUUGUAAUUGAUAUGAAUUAUUUUAAUCAGAUGCCUAACUUUUCUGUAUAUUUUAGAUUAUUUUACUUUAGAAUUGGUUAAUGAAAUAAUCUACUUAAUCAGGACUUCUUGACUUAAACACAUGUCAAUCGCUGUUUUCAGUUCAUAUCAAGAAUGCAAUAUUUUCAAGAGCUACCCAGUAAAUGAUUUCAUUAUUUCUAAUUUUAUUCAAUAUUUUAUUUUAUUAUGCAGAGACGUCUUAGCGGUGUCUGUUCUUAGAGAAUAUUGCUGUGCCAUUGCUGUAUCAUUUUACACUGUAAAUAUUUCUAUUUGGUUGAAUGGUUUAUUGACUUGUGAUGUGAAAACCUGAUACUUGGGUUACGGUAUAUCUAUUGUACAAAAAAUCGGGUAAAUUUGUAUUGAAAACCGUUUUUAUUGAAUAACUAUUCAAAAUGCUUUGAAGGUGCUUAAAAUACCGUUUUAUCGACCACUAAAAUUUUUUACGACCUUUCUUAUCACAUAUCUUUCAUAUCAACUACACGUGCUUAGUUAUCAACUACGGCUUUGAUUAUGAAGUUUAGUUUAAACGAAAUUUGAAUUUGAUAAUAA
Molecule: messenger RNA, 3661 nt
Organism: Symsagittifera roscoffensis
Lineage: Eukaryota; Metazoa; Xenacoelomorpha; Acoela; Convolutidae
Exons: 10
Coding region: 214-2853 (879 amino acids)
Biological process (GO): protein dephosphorylation
Molecular function (GO): protein tyrosine phosphatase activity
Source: RefSeq, a predicted model, not a curated record